Centropristis striata (black sea bass) is the source of this 16788-nucleotide messenger RNA. RefSeq names its product golgin subfamily B member 1-like. The transcript is spliced from 29 exons. Lineage: Eukaryota; Metazoa; Chordata; Actinopteri; Perciformes; Serranidae. Gene Ontology annotation, cellular component: Golgi apparatus. The record is from RefSeq and is a predicted model, not a curated record. The coding region runs from base 143 to 15040 and encodes 4965 amino acids.
AAACGUGACCAAUGCAUAUCUCUGUCCCGUCUGCUCUCCCGUCGCCAACUGAGAUAAAAUGUAAUUUCACAGGAUUUUGUCGACGUUGUGGAGCUUCAGGUGGAUUCUUCAUGAAGUUGUGAAUCCGGUCUAAACUGAAACCAUGCUGAAGUGGCUUUCUGGUGAAGAGGGACAGCCGGGCUCUGUGGGUCCAGGCUCUCCCCACAGGCCUGCUGCUGCUGCUGCUGCUGCUGCUGCUGCUGGAGAGGUGGCUGUGGAAGAAAUGGCGGAGCGGCUCUCCCAAACUGAGCUGCUGGUCACUCAGCUGAAGGAGCUGAUCCGGGAGAAGGAUGCUGUGCUUCAUGCCAAAGAUGACCAACUUAAGGUGGAGAAGGAGACAUGGGAGUCCAAAAUGUCAAAGCUGCGUCUGCAGAACAAGGCCAAGGUGACGUCUCUAACCACGCAGCUGGAGGAGCUGAAGAAGCAGCAGGGAGGGCAGGGCACGCCAACACACGGCAAAAAGGGGUCAUCAGAAGGAGGAGAACAAGCCAGUCGGGGCAAAAUUGUCCUGCUAAAGAAGAAGGUUGAGGAACUAGAACAGCAGCUUGCACAAAGACAAGAGGAGCUGGAAAACAAGACAAAGGAAGUGGUGUCACAGCGGCAGCGGGGCGAGGAGAUGGACGCCAUGCUGACCGAGAGGGACAGGAAGCUGGCAGAGAAAGAGGCCUAUAUUGUUCACCUGCAAACAGCACUGGCAGGAGAUCAGCCCAUCACACCUGCACCUCAACAAAAGGUGGGAGAGGACGGAGGAGAAAUGCAGGAGCUGCAGCUGCUGGUGCAGAGCCUGACCAGGAAGGUGGGAGAAGGGGAGGAGCGCUUCAGUUUACUGCAGGAGCAGACAGACAGCCUGAAAGAGCUGCUGGUCACAGAGAAGGAGCAAUAUGCUCAGAAGGAGACCAUGUACGAGCAGAACAUCCAGACAUUCAAAGACAUCAUUAUUCAGAAAGAUAACCAGCUGUCGGAGCUCAACCAGAUGCACGAACAGGAGCUCUUCAAGCUGGCAGCAAAGUCUGAUGCCAGCGCCGACUUAGAGCAGCUGUUGAAGGCUCUGAAACAGAAGCUUCAUGAGAAGGAGGAGGUGCUGCUGGGUAAAACACAGGUCAUUGAUGUUCUGCAGGGAGAGGUGGACGGCAGAGACCAACAGAUAAAGGAGCUCACUGAGCGGCUGCGUCGGCUACACGUGGAACGAGAGAGCCUGGAAUCCAAGAUGGAGGCAGAGAAGCAUGUGAUGCGAGCACAACUUCGCGACCUGAUGGAGAAGCAGCAGGCGGAGGUGAAGCGAAUGGCUGAGCAGCAUCAGGCACAGAUGGCCCAAACACAGCAGGAUCUCCUCGGGCAGCUGGAGGAGCUGAGGAGGGCCCCGGUGGCAGCUCCGCCUCCCAGUCAGGAGGCCGAAGGAAGUGGAAUCAUGCCCGCAGAUUCAGCCUCUACCCAAAGGAUCGCUGAGCUGGAAGCCCAAGCAAAGCAAAAAACAGACGAAGCUAGCAAAUCAGAGGCAAAGUUCCUGAAAAUGAAAGCCUGGUCUAAAUCUCGGAUCAGACAGCUGGAGGACGAGCUGAAGAAAAGCCAGGCUGGGGUUGCCCCCCCAGACCUGGAUGCCCUGCGGAGUCAAAUCACAGCACUGGAGGAGGAGAGAGAGGAAAACCUCUGGAAAGUGGAGCAAUACGAGGAGCUCAGAUCAAAGAACGAAAUGCUGGAGGCGAAGCUGGUGGUUUACGAGGAGCAGCAGAGGACACUUCAAGCAGACCUGGAGCAGUUCACCAAGAGGGCGGCCUCUCAGGCCAGCGAGUCGGGCAGUGCUGAUGACACUCAGAGCCAGGUGCUGGAGUGGCAGGAGAUGGUUGCUGAGGCGGUCAGUGCCAAGGACCGGGCCAAGGAGGAGAAGGCUGCCAUGGCGCUCCGGAUUAGCCACAUGGAGGAGGAAAGAGAGGCACUGGCCACUCGGCAGCAGGAGUUGGAGGAGGAGCUGGCUCAGACUCGGGGGCUCGGUCAGCACAGGGCCAAGAAGCUGGCAGCUCCGUCCCAGCGAAGCCUGCAGGAGGACUUUGAGUUUGAAGGGCAGACCCCGUUCCAGGACCCACGGAGCACCUCUGAGAGCACGACCCCGAUGGAGGGAGAGAACAUGGGAGGUUGGUGGCCCGAGUACAGUACUCCUGACACAGACGGUCUUCGGUCCGUUGUGGAGGAGCUGGAGCUGGAGAGGAACCAGCUCCAGGAGCAGAUCCUGAGCCUGGAGGAGCGCUGUCAGGACCUGGAGGAUCGACUGCAGCUGCAGGCUCGCAUCGAGGCGUUACAGAAUGAGUCAGAGAAGCUGCAGAGCCAGCUCGCCAGCGUCCGGAGUCAACAGAGCAGAGAUGCAGAGAAGCAUCAGCUGCUGGUUAGCAACCUCAACGAACAGCUCAAAGGACUGAGUAACACUCAAGAGUGCCUGGAGAGCUCCCUCAUCGAGAAGGAGAACACGUUGGCCAAGACGUCUGAGAAGCUGGAGCUGAUCAGCAGCCUGCGAGAGUCUCUGAGCGACAAAGAGAUUCAGUGCAAAGACGUGUCGGACAAGCUCCUCCAGGCCGAGCACACUCUUGAAAAUGUUUCCAAGAAGUGCAGCAGCUCAGAGAAACAAUGCUCCGAGCUGAAGGCAGAAGUGGUCGAGCUCACGCAGAAGCUGAGCGUGUUGAAGGAGAAGACACAAAAGCAAGAGGUCACCAUCGAAACUUUACAGACUGAGCUCGAUCAGACGAACGAGGAGCUGGACAAACUAAACACCGCCCACCUGGAGGAACGAGCCCAACUCAUCCAUGACCUCCAAAGCUGCGAGCGGGAAAUCGACAGACUUAAAGACUUCCUGUUGGAAAAGGAAGAGGAGAUUUCAGCGCUCUCUGGUAACAUGGCGGAGUACGCAGAACAGAUCACGGUGCUGAAGCAGGAGAUGAAACUCAAAGAGGAGAACCUGCUUCGAGUGGAAAGUGCUCUGAGUAAAGCCGAGCGGGAGGCCAUGAUCAUCAGAGAAUCCCAGACUUCAGAUCAGCAAAGCCUCGAUAACAAGAUCUCAGAGCUAGUGGAGAAACUCAAAGAUGCUGAGAUGGAGCUGGUGAAAGUCAAAGAGGAAAGAGAGUCUAAAGUUUCUGAGGUGGAACAUCUGAUAAAGCAGACUGAAGAGGACAAGAAAACCAUUCAGGACCUCAGGGGGGAGGUCCAGAAGCAGGUUGUGAGCCAUCGUAAUCAUCUCUCUGAAUGUGAAACGCAUAUCAUGUCACUGAAGGAACAGCUAACUGCAUCCUCCCAAAAGCUGCAGGACUCAGAAGUUCUCCUUCUGCAGCUCAAAAACAAAAACACUAGCAGCGAGCAGCUACAGCAGCAGCUUCAGGAUAAAGAGCAGACGUAUGAAAAGGAACUGAAAUCUUCCAAGGAUGAACAGAACAAACUCCUGGCACAGGUGGAAAAAUACAACAAUGAAAUGCAGACGUUAUCCAAACAAUUAGAGGAGCAGGUACAGAAUGAGGAGCACAUUAAAAAGGAGGUGCAGGAGAAACUGGAGACCAUAGAAUCUCUGGAAAACCAACUGAAGACGAGUGACAAACAGGCCGAGGAUGAGAAGCAGAAAUUCAACAUGGAGUUACAAAAGCGGGACUCAGAAAAUGAGAAAUUGAAUAAAGAGCUUCAAAGCAAAUCUGAAAAUCUUUCCAAACUCAAGAAUCUGUUAAAAAAUACAAAGACGGAGAAAAAGCAGCUUCAAGACAAACACAAAGAGCUGACGGAGGAGCACGAGCUUCACAAGAAGAAUGUAAAUCAGCUCAGUGAAAAGCUUUCUGCUGCUCUGGAGCUCAACUGCAGUCUGAAGGAUCAAGUUGAACGUCUCGCAAAAGAGAAGGAGAGUCUGGAACUGGAGGUGACUGAGAGCGUGAAAACUAUUUCAGGUGUUACACUUGAAAAGGAUUCCUUACAAGCCAAAGUGUCCGUAUUGGAAACGCAGCAUUCUGAGAACAGCACCGUGAUCGAACGGCUGCAGAAAGACAAAGAGGAUUUGACUCUUCGAACGAAUGAGUUGAACAAAGUUCUUGAGCAAAGCACAAACUCAAACUCAGAGAUUCUGCUGGCAAAAACAAAUGAAUGUAGUAAUCUGAGCCAGUCGCUCAGGCAGCGGGAGGAGCAGGUGACGCAGCUGCAGGAGCAACUGCUAAGCUUGACAUCUCAAGUAGAGCAGCUCCAGUGUGACAAAGAGCAGACAAUAAAAGACCACCGAGCGCAGAUAGAGGCCCAACAAAACCAGCAAACACAACUUCAGGAAACUCUGUCUCUGCUCCAAGAACAAGAAGGCAGCCUGAAGUCUGGGCUAAUGAAUAUGGAUUCAGUCUUAAAAGAGAAGCAGGAGGAGUGUCACAGUUUGCAGAAUGAAAUGACACUCCAGAAAGAUCUGGUGUCCAAGCUACAAGCAGAAGCUGAAUCGGUUAAUGAGGAGCGCUCUCAGCUCCGGCAGCAGAUUGAGGAUAGAGAGGAAAUGUUGAAGAAUGUGACGCAACAGUGUCAAAAACACAAAGAUGAACUGAAUGAUAAAAACAACACUGUUAAGUCUCUCAGUGACCAAAUCCACGUCAUGAAAGAAAAAGCCAGAAAGCUCGAGUCUGAAGCAGAGCUGAGGCAAACAGAGCUAGCAAGCUUGAACAGCAACAUCCAGACAGUGAGUCAGGAGAACAGCCAGCUCCAUGCUGCUUGUGAGUACAGAGAAAAGGAGCUCGCUCAGCAAACACAAGUCCUGUCUGAGCUGGACGGACGGCUUAAAGCAACUCUUGAACAGAACGUCAGUUUUACUGUGAAGAUUAGCAGCCUGACUGAAGAUAAUCAUAGGCUACAAGACGAGCUAGCACACAACAUCAAGUCAGUUUCUGAGCUAGUCACUGAGAUGAAUCUACUGCAAGAGCAAAAGUCUGGGUUUGAAAUUAAAAUCUCAGAGGGUCAGAAAAUAAUUGACGACCUGCUGAAGGAAAAAGAGACGCUAACUGUUGCAGAAGAGGAAUUAAAAAAGAUCCUCCAGGAGAGCGAACAGUCAAACUCUGCAAGUUUGCUUGAGAAAACAAGUGAAUGUGCUCAUCUGUCAAAAACGUUAAGGGAAAGAGAGGAACAACUUCAGACUCUAGAAGAACAGCUUGACGGCUUUAGGAAGCAACUUAGUCAGCAAAGUUCCCAAUUGGCAGCUCAGCAGAACCAACUGCUGCAACUUCAGGAUACUGUCUCAAUGCUUCAGGAGCAAGGAUCUGUCCUGAAGUCAGCGCUGAUGGAGAAAGACACGAUGCUCCAGCAGAAAGCAGAGGAGUGCAGCGUCUAUCAGAGUGAAGUUGCGCAGCAGAAAGCUCUCGUAUCACAGCUGCAGGCUGAGGCAGAGGCGCUCAGGCAAGACUGUUCAGAGGCAAAGCAGCAGAUUGAGCAGAAAGAACGGACAUUUAAAGAAGUAACAAAUGAGCUGCAGAACCACAAAGACGAGCUGAACAAACGAAAUGAGUCUGUGAUCUCACUCAGCAGCCAGCUUGGUGCCAUGAACCAGAGCGCUGCAGAGACGGAGGCUGAAAUCACAAACCUGAAGGCCAAUGUGCAGAAACUCAGCACAGAAAAGUCCCAGCUGAUGCAGAAAGAGGAGGAGAGGAAAGCUGAGAUCAUCGAUUUUAACGAUAACAUUCAAGCACUAAAUGAGCAGAACUCAAGAUUAAAAUCUGAACUCCAGAAAACAGUGACGGAGUUGUCCAAAACGCACGAAGAGGUCACACAUCUGCAAACAGCAGACUCAGAGAAGGAGAGGCUCAGUUUGAUCAUGCAAGGAAAAGAUGAGUCCCUGAAGCAGCAGGAGGAUCUGAUCCAGCAGCUCAGCAGCAGGAUUACUGAGCAGGAGGAGCAGCUCAAACACAAAGCAGAUGACAAUGUUAGUUUAAGUGCAAAAGUUUCAGAGCUUGAAGAUUCUGUCUGUAAGCUCAGGGGACAGGUUGACAGUCUGUCUUCAGAGUCCUCUGUGCUGAAAAAUACUUUGGAGAAAAAGGAGCAGUCGAGUCUUGAAUAUCAAAGUCAUUCUUCAGCUGCUGUUGAAAAUCUUAAUUCAAAACUACAAGCUAGAGAGGCAGAGUGUGAAAGCUUUAAAGAACAGAUGUCACACCUUGAAGAAUCCGUCACAAAGCUCAACAGCAGCCUCCAUGUCCAGAUAUCUGAAGCAGAGAAUCUGAAAAAGGUCUUAGAAGAGAAAGAAUCGGCUCUGUUUGAGCAAUCAAAGUCUCUUCAGGACAUUCAGAGAAGAGCAGACGAGGCUUCACUCUUCAAAAGUCAGUUCAUGGAAAGCACAGAGUUGGUGUCACAGCUGCAGAGUCAAAAUCAGCUCCUGUCUGCUGAGUCUGAAACUCUCAGAAAGUCAGCAGAGGAAACACAAUGUGCCUUUGACAACCUGCAAGAGAAAUAUGCUGCAAACUUGGAGGAGCUGCAAGAUGUCAGACAGCAACUCUCCCAAAGGGCUGACGAGGUUUCCGACCUUCAGAAGUUGUUGGAUGAUACCAAGAAAGAACAUCACUCAGCAAAGACCACGAUAGAAACACUGAGAAAUGAGUUAUCUGCGAUCCAUCACAAAUUAAAUGAAACUGAAGAUCUGAACUCCAGUCUUUCAAAGGAAAAGGACGCAGCUUUUGAGUCUCAUCAAGCCAGUGUGUCGCUGCUGACCGUGGAAAUAGAAAGACUCAAAUCACAACAUCUGCAAGUCGUGGCACAAAUGAACGCCCUGACAGAAAACCUGGAGCAGAGAGAAAUGGCUCUGCAUGCAAUCAACAGUCAGUACACGUCCCAGGCCAAAAACACGUCCCAGCUGGUGUCAGAAAUGCAGAAACUAGAGCAGCAGAAUAAGAGACUGAAUGAGGAAAUUAACUUGUCAAAGGAAGAGCACAAGAAGCUCCUUACAGCCGCUAGUACUGAAAACACACACUUGAAAGAGGAAGUUAGAAAACAUGUUGCAGAGAGGGAAGAGCUGGAAAGGAGACACCAUCAAAUCUGGGCAUCGCAGGGGGAGCUGCAGGUGCAAAUGGAGCAGCAGUCCAGCAGCAUGAACCAAACAAUGGAGAAAGUGAUGUCUGAGAAGGAGAGCCUGCGAGCAAAGGUUAGUGCCAAAGAUGAAGAAGUGUCUCAGUUAAAAGACAACAUUCAAAAGAUAGAGCAAAUUCUGCAGGACUCUGAGAAAGAGUGGCUGUUAGUUCUGGAUAGAGAGAAACAGGAUAAGAACCUGCUUGCAGAACAGUUGAAAAGUGUUGAGAAUGAAAUGAAGUCUAAAGAUGUUAAGGUUAAUGCUCUGAAAGGAGACUUGGACAGUUUGCAGGAGAAACUAGCAGAGGCUUCCUCUGCAAUCAGGCAGGGAUCUGAUCAGCUGAGCGCAAAGGAGUCAGAGGCAUCAGCGUCCAGGAUUCAGCUGGAGAGGGUCUUAGCCUCGGUCCAAGAGAAGGAUAAUGAGAACAAGAAUCUGCAACAGGCUCUAAAAGCUGCAGAACAUGAGUUACAGAAACGUGUAAGUGCGUCUGAGAAAUCAGCUGCUUUAAAGAGAGAAAAAGCUUCUUUACAGGACACGAUAAAACAGUUGCAGGAGAGUCAUCGCUUUGAGGUCGAUGCUUUGAAAAACGAGUUGGAUGCAACAGCUGCGCAGUUACAGAAAACACAAAAUACACUUAAUGAAGGAGAGAGGAGUCAGGAUGAGAAGAGUCAGCAGAUUAGUGUCCUGCAGGAGAUGGUAGAGCAUCUGCAGACUCAGCUCAUGGCUGAAUUAGAGAAAGUGAAAGACGCUGCUGCCAAACACUCUUCAUUACAGAGUGAAUCACAAGCUAAAGAUGAGACGAUCAACUGUAUGAGCAUUCAGAUCAGUCAGCAGAAGGAGUUACUCGCUGGACUCAGUCAGCAGUUAAGGGAUAAAGAUGCAUCCAUCGCUCAGGUCAUAGAGUCCGCCUCAAACGAAAGAAUGAAGUUCAGUGAGGAGAAAACAUAUCUGACAGCACAGUUAGAAAGCAUGGAGCAAGAACACAUAAGCUCCAUGAAGAGGCUUGAGGAGAUUUCUCAGCAGUUGGAGGAAAAUAUUGCACGCUCUCAGACUGAAAUCGAGACCAAGAAUUCAGAGAAACUUGAGCUGAUUCACAAAAAUGACGAUCUAAAGAGUGAAGUGGCCAGAAUAUCUAAAGAAAAAGAGGCAAUGAAGAAGAAGCUCCAAGCUGCUCUCGUCGUCAGAAAGGAUCUGUUGAAAAAACUCGAGCAAUAUGAAAACGAGAAAGAAGAGAGUGUGAAGGAGAAAACUGAGGCUUCACUGUUACAGGAUAAAUUACAGGAAGUUACAAAUGAAAAUCAGGCUGCUGCAAAGAUGUAUAAGGAAAGUGUUUCUCUUCUUGAAAAGAAGAUCCUUGAGAAGGAAGCUGAGAUUCUUGAACAGAAAACAGAAAGUGAAAGACUUGUGGAACAAUUACAGUCAGAAAAAGAAAUUCUGCAAUCAACAUUCAAUGAGAAAGAAACAUGUUUGUCAGAAACUUUACAAACACUGACGGAGAAAUGUUUCCUGCUUGAGAAGCUGCAGGCCAGUGCUGCUGAGAAAGAAGAAGCUUUUGAGAGGGACAGAAACAGCUGGGAGCAGAAAGUAGAUGAGCUCCAAACUGAAAUCAAGACUUAUAAAGAUGAGUUGAAGGACAAGUCUUCCUCCACUGCCACUGCUGUUGAUUUAGAGAAUGAGCUUGCUCAGAUGAAGCUUGAAAAGGCGAAGCUCCAGAAAAAAGCCCAGGCUGCUCUGCUGGCACGCAAAGAGACACUGAAGCAAGCUCAGGAAAAGGAGAAGAAGUUAACUCUGGAGCUGGCAGAGCUAAAAGACGACUACAAGGCACUCCUGGAGCAGCGCUGUCAGCAGACCAAUGAGCUCAACGCUGUCCAGUUAAACUUUGACGAGAAGGCUAAAGAACUGGACGACCUCCGGAAAAACUCUCUGUCCGAUCGAGACGAACUGGACACUUUGAGACAGCUCGUUGAGGAGAGGGACAAAACUCUGCAAGACCUGAAGAUGUCUCUGGCUGAGAAAGAGAGCCAGUGCCAUUCUCUGUCAAACCUACAAACAGAGCUAGAAAAUGUUAAAUCCAAAUUUGAGAGUUUGUCUCUCGAGACGGCAAGUAAAGACGAGGCUCUGCUGAUCAUCGAGCAAACAGCUGGAGCUCUGAAAUCCAAACUUGACAUGACAGAGAAUGACUUGGAGAAAGCUCAUGCACAAGUUAAAGAGAAAGCUGAAGAAGCUGAGAAAUAUCGGGAAGCUAUUGAAGUUGCUGAGCUAAAGACAGAACAGGAGAAGCAAGUUUUAUUUAAUGAAAAAGAAGUUUUGGAGAACCAGCUGAGAAUCUCUGAAGAACAAAAGCAUGCACAUGAAGAAAAAUAUCAACUGUUAACAGAAGAAAACAAGGAUCUUUUGGAGAAAAGUAACCAGAUGAAAGUGGAACUUGAGACAGUUGUUGCUUUAGCUUCACAGAAAUCCUCUGAAGUUUCAACCAUCCAACAGACAUUAUCAGAAACACAACAGCAGCUCAGUGACGACAAACACGUUUUGACUGAGGAGCUCGAAAAAGCACAGCUGCAUCUCGCUGAAAAACAAAGGAGUUUGGAUCUGCUGGAGGAAGAAAAAGAAAACUCUCUCAGAGUAAUCGAUGAGCUCAGAGAUGAGGUGACCACUCUGAAUAAUCAACUGAAGGAGAAAGAAAAUUAUUUUCAGCUUCAUCAAAACAACUCCGAAAUGUGCAUCAAACAGGAAGAUUUAAACAAAGACUGUUUGUCUUGCAAAUGUGCUGAAAACUUUGAAGUGAAACUGAAGGAGAGAGAUGAUGCUUUGUUAGUUUCUCAGGCUCAAGUUUCAGAAAAAGAAGAACUAAUUGCUGCACUUGAACUGCAAUUACAGCAGCAGAGUAAAAUCCAUGAAACUACGAUUGACAGGAUGAAAACGGAGGCCGUUGAGCUUCAGAGAUCUCAAGACGACGGCACCAAGAUUAAUCAUCAGGACAGCCAGAAUAAAAUUACUCUCCUCACCAGGAAACUUCAAGCAGCUUUAGUCUCAAGGAAAGAACUCUUGAAGGAAAAUGCAACACUCAAAGAAGAUGUAGAAACACUGACAGCCAAACACGAAGCUAAAGAAGCCGAGUGCUUCGCUCUGGAGUCGUCGUUGCUGAAGUUGAGACAACAGACUGUGGACCUGGAGAGUUCCGUGUCGUCUCUGAACAAGGAGAAAGACAGACUGAGCUCUGAGGCUGAGGACGUCUUCAGUGAUAACCGCAGCCUGUCUGCAGCCUGCGAAAGCCUGAAGCUAACCAUCGAAAACAUCACCCAGCAGAAACAAGCCUUCUCCUGCCAGCUCGAGUCUCUGAAGGACUCUCAAACAGACGAGCUGUCCAAGUGGAAGUCGAAGCACGCCGAUCUGAAACAAGAGUACGAGUCUCUUCUACAAGCUUACGAGAAUGUGAGCAGUGAAAUGGAUAAGAUGAGACAGCUUCUGGAGGGCGCCAAGAGAGACCGGCAAGAAGCCCUUCGAAAGAUCCACAAACACGAAACCGAAAUGGAGAUUCUCGACAAGCAAGUGAAAGAGAUGGAGGAAGAAAAUGGAAGAAUUAAAGAGAAGAUGCGCAAGUUUUCCAAAGAGAAACAGAAGAAGAUUGAGGAGCUAGAAGAAGAGAAUGAGAAACUGAAAAAAGAGCUGAAUGAGUUGGAGGGAAACAACAAACAGACUGACAAAGAUCAACAGUUGGAGGCGGAGAUUUGCAGACUUAACGAGUCAUCACAGGACCUCAGACUGAAGCUCAGUGAAUUGGAGACUGAAAAUAACCGACUGGCAGAGAAGCUUGAAGAAGCCAGCAGUUCAUUGGAAGAGAAGCACUUGGAAUCAAAUACAUACACAAACAACAUGCAGCUCAAACUGGACGAAGCACUCAGUCUGAAUAACUCACUCACUGUCCAGAUCGAGACCCAGAAAACAGAACUCAGUGCUCAGAUGGAAAUCAACAAUUUGUUACAAAAGGAGAAGCAAAGUCUUUCUGAAAGAAUCGAGACGAUCCAGAAUGAUCACGAGCUGCAUCUGGGAAAGAAAGAUGAUGACCUCAAAGAGCUCAAAGACAUCAUUAACAGACACAGCAGAGAGACUAUCAGUCUGAAUGAGAAGGUGAGAAUCCUGGAGGACGAUAAGUCUCUACUGCAGGAGGAGCUGGAAAAUGUUCAGGAGAUCUCAGACAAAGUGAAAAAUGAAAAUGAAUACUUGGAAACCGUGAUUCUCAAAAACUCUGAAAGGAUCGACGAGCUGACCGAGUCCAUCUCUGCUCUGCAAAACAAAAACUCCCAGCUGUCCUCUCAGCUGGCGGCGAGUAAAGAGAUGAGCAGUCAGGUCCGUCAGGAGAAAGAGGAGGAGCAGCUCAAGUUAGUCCGAGAGUUUGAGGAGAAACUCAAGACGGUUCAGAGAGGCAGCGAAGGCUCCAAGAAUGUGAAGAAAGAGCUGCAAGAGCUGCUCAGAGAGAAACACCAGGAAAUUAAUCAGCUGCAGCAAAACUGCAUCAAAUACCAGGAGCUGAUUUUAGAUUUGGAGAGCUCUCUGAAGACCUCGCGGUCGGCCUGCGAGCACAUGGAGAAAGAACUGAAGAAAAGCUCAGAGAAAGUGUCUGUUUUAGAGGAGACAAGAUCACAAGUCGAAGCUGAGUUGAACACACACAAGAAUCUUCUCCAACAGGCCACAGAAAAAAUCCAGAGUGUGGAGUCUGAAAGAGACCAGCUGGCUCUGGACAUGUCAGAGGAGAAUAAGAAGUCAGAGGAUCAGGUCACAGAGAAAUCACAAAAUACAGAUGAGAAACAAUUCAAUUCUUAUAUGGAGAAUCAGUUCAUGUUACAGCAGCAGAUAGAGGACCUGAAGAAUCUGAAAGAUAAAGAAAGUCAGAGAGUGAAUGAGCUGAGGCAGCAGCUGGAUGCUCAGGAUCUCCAGAUAAAUACUCUGAAACGAUCAGCAGUGACUAAUGAGACGAAGCUAUCAGCGUUAUCCGCCGCUCCUCAGGGCGCCGAUGCUUCCAGACUUUGGAACGAUUUGUUCCAAAAGACGCUACACGAGAAGGACAACCAGCUCCUUGAACAGGGUUUCAUGAUCAAACGGUUCCUGGAGGACAUGAGGGUGAAAGACAAAGAGGUGAACGAGCUGCGAGUGACCAAGUCGAGACUGGAGAGGACUCUAAACGAAUACUCUGUGGCUGCGGCUGCACAGCAGAGACAGCUUUUUGUCAUGAGCGCCAGCAACGCCGAGCUCAGUGAGACUCUGGAGCUUAUGAGUGUGGAGGUAAAGGAACUGAGCGCUCACGCUGAAAGAUUAGAACAAGAUAAAAAUGCUCUGAAUCAUCAGCUUGCCGACAAAGAAGAUGUAAUUUCCCAAAUGCAACUAAACCUCAAGCAAAUCGAGCAGAUUAAUGCAGACUCAGAUGCUCAGCUGCUGCUUUUUCACUCUCAAAAAGACAAAGUUCAGGCUGACUUUGAGAAGCAGGAGGGAAUUACUCUGCAACUGAAAACACUCCUUCAGAGCAAAGACGCCGAGAUCUCCUCCCUGCUGUCCUGUAAAGAAGGACAGAUGUCGGGAUAUCUAGAACAACUCCAGGCUAAUUAUCGCUCUCAGGUAGCCGUGUACGAGGACAGGCUGACUUCUGUACGCUACCAGAGAGAAAAGGCCGACAAAGAGCUGAGAAGCCUCGAAGCAAAGGUUAAAAGUCUGCAAAUUCAAGUGAACAGGUCCAUCCAGGAAAAGGAGCAGAUGGCUGCUAAGGUGGAGUCGUUCAAGAACUCGAUGGUGUCUUUACAGAGUGAGCGGGAGCGACUGAUGUCAGAGUACAGAAUACUGGAAGCAAAGAGUCAGUUAGGCUUAAAGGGUAAAGAGGGCUCUGCUGACGGGGAAGGUGGCGCCACCAAAGGCCUUAAACAUGAAAUAAGGAAACUCUUGCAUCAGAUGGAUGAUCUGAACUCUGAGAACGCGAUGCUCAGAGCGCAGCUGGUCCGGUACAGAGAGGAUCUGAACCAGGUUUUAUUCCUGAAGGACAACCAGCUGAAGGUGCUGCUGAAGAAGCAGCAGGAUGUCAUCAAAAACCUUGAAAACCAAAAGGCUGCGGCUGAAAAGCAGCGCAGAGAGUCUCAGCUGGAACUUCAAAGGGCAGAAGAGGCGAGCAAUACUUUAAAAGCAGAGAUUUCUCAACUUACCGCUCAGGUUUCGAGUCUGGAGGCUGAUGUGUUAACGCUGAAAAAGGAAAAAACUGCGACAAACGAAGGCAAAGUGAUCACUGAUCUGCAGGAGGCUGUGGCAGCCAAAGCAGCUGAAUGUAAUGACCUCCAGCAGAAAAUAGUUUCUCAGAAAAUCUUUACAGAUAAACUCAAGGAAAAACUGCAGCUGGUGGAAAAAGAGACGGACAAAAGCCUGGCUGAAGCCGAGGACAAGUACAACAGCGAGCUGGACACCUUCGAGCGCGAGGUGGAUCUGAUGAGGAAUGAGCGGGAGACGGCGGAUCAGCGGGUGGCAGAGCUCGCUAAAGACCUGCUGGACAUGGAGCAGCAGCUGUCCGACGCCAAGACACAAAGCAAAGACACGAAGGCUCAGAAUGAGUCUAUGUGCAAAGCCAUGGCUGCUCUGCAGAACGACCGAGACCAGCUCAUCGAAGACUUCAAGGUCCUGAGAAACAGAUAUGACGAAGAGCUCCGAGAGACUCAGGCAGCUCUAAACAAGGUGGAGCGCAGUCUGCAGGAAGCCGUGUCCGACCUGGCCAUGCUCGCCAAAGAGAGAGACAUCCUUGUUCAGAAACUCACAGCUUUAGAGGGCAAAGACGCAGACUCUGAGCUGAGCAAGCUGUUUGAUGAGCUGUCGAAGGAUUUGUCGGAGAAGGAAAGAGAACUGAAGCAGGUCGUCCUGGAGAACAGCACGUACAGCAGACAGCUGUCGGCGUUCUCCAGGUCCAUGGCUAGCCUCCAGAACGACCGCGACCGGCUGAUGGACGAGCUGGCCGGAGCCAAGAGAGUGUUUGAGUCCAGACAAGGGUCGAGCCCAGAGGCCGUCUCCUCCCUGAGUGUGCAACAGGCUAAAGGAAGUGGUGUCAGUGCCCUGCAGAAUGAGAGAGAAGGGCCGGAGGUGAUGCAGAAGACGGAUCAGCUGCAGCAAACUCACUCACUGCCACCGGAAACAGAAAUCAGCAGCUACCAGGAAGAAAUGGCACUGCUGAGUUCUGACCCAGAGAGGAAGGACAAUCUGCCAGUCAAGGAAUCGGUUGUUCUGGCCGGUCGGAGCGGAGCGGACGAGCUGGUGAGUCGGUACGAGGCGGAGCGGGUUCAGAUGCAUGGAGACCUGCAGCGCUGCAUGUACGAGAUCCAACAACGAGACCAGUACUUCCAGCAGCUCAACAUGAAGCUGCAGCAGACGGUGGAGGAGAAAGGAGCUGUUUCUGCUCAGCUCAGAGCCGUCUCUCAGACCCUGAGGGACACUCAGAAUCGCUGCCACUGGCUGGAAAACCAAGUCCAGGUCCAGGCUCAGGGUGCAGUAUAUGCUGAGGUGGCUCCCGGAGCCCCUCAGGAGAGGAGCAACAACUCCCUGAUCACUGAAGCUGCUGAAGCCGCUCUGCUCCGAGAACGGCUGUUAGAGUUGGAGCAGAGUCUGACUGAUGAGAGAGCGAGGAGAGAGACGGCUGAGGAGGCUCUGAGACUGUCUGAGGACAGAGCCAAGAGUGUUGCUUCCAGUGUGUCCGCUCAGAGAGACUUCAGUAUCGAGAUGGAAACAGAAGAGGAGUGGGAAGCUCUCAGCCUGAACCCCAACCAGCCGCUCAUUACAAGAAAGGUGAAAGGCGGCAUGGUGGCGUGCCGCCGCUGGCUCAGGGGGCGGAGCCUCUACUUCUCCAGGUUGCUAACGAGCCGCGCCCGCUCUCGAUAUUUCUUCCUGGCAUACCUGCUCACGCUGCACGUGCUCGUCCUCAUGUGCCUCACUGGAGCCCUGUAGCCCUGUCACUCUUCUGUUUUUUAUAGUUUCAACAGCUUUUUUAUAUUCUCACUGUGCUGCAGCAGCAUGAUGAAACACUAACAGAGACACAAACAGCCAGUCCGGGAACGUUAUUAAUAAUAUGUUCACGUUAAAGUUUCUGCUCAAUCAGUGACAUUCUGCUCAACAGCAGCAACAACGUGGUAACAGAUUCUCUGCAAAAUAUAAUGUUAUAUUUAUUUAUCAGGUGUUUUUUUGUGAGACUGAACUCUAAGUUUCUUUCUUUAAAUGUUCAAUGGUUAACAAGCCUUAAAGUCCGAUUCUCUCCUUCAGAACAGAAGCGUGUUGCCUACAGUUUGUUGUUUUCAGAUACAAUCAGAAAGUUACAGAAGUCCUGAGGAGAGACAGAAAAAUAUAUUCUGUUUUCUAAGUCCUUCUCUCCUGUGUCUAUGACUUCAAAUACAGAUGAAAAAAUGUUUUUUUCAGAAUAAUCUUUCUAAGUUCCUUAGAUUUUUUUUGUCUGUGAUACAGGUAGAAAAUAAAAGUUUUUCCAGGUGAAAUUUGUUUGUUUUGUUGUUGUAAUACUCAUUCUGGAGACAUUUUUAGCUCACCUGGAAGAAAAGCUAAAAACUUUUGAGAACAUGUGGUCGUGGUGCACGUCAGCCCCUUGUGGCUAAAAAGAGUAUUACAACAACACACAACAUCUGUUUUUUUUCUCCGCCUGUUUCACAGAUUAAAAAAAAUAAAUAUGAAUUAUUAAAGAACAUAGAAAUCAAGUCAUAAAAAUAGGAGAGAAAACAUUUCAGAUGUAUUUAUUUUUCUCCCUCUCCUCUCAGAGCUUCAGUAGAAAGAAGACGAGGAGAGAAACUUUAAUUUCUGACUCAAAUCCUUACGUUGAUGGAGUUGAAGAAGACUUAAAGUUGGAUGUAAAAGCCUAAGAAGGUGCAGAAAGCCAUAUCCAUUAACACUAGAUGUCGUGAGUCUCAUCCUGAGCUGGAGCGAGCGUGAUGUCUGACCAGCUGCUGCUUCUUCUGCCUGCCUGGAGUCAUACCUUGCACAUAAUCGUGAUGCUGAGUUUAAACUAUGCACUGAAGCUCCAAAUGUGUAUAUAAUCAUCUUCUAUAAGCUCCGAAGAAGCACUACACCUCUCCCACCCUGGUCCCUUUAAAAUGUCUCUCUCCUGCCCGUAGAGAAGGCGUUUCAUGGCGUGCCAUUUGAAAAUGUCCUGCACAAAGAAGCAGAGGAUAUGAAAGUACAUACUGUGUGUAUUUAAGGUUUACUGUAUUUAUGUGUGCAUCCUGUACAUUCAGACUGUAUGUAUGUAUAUAUAAGCAUUUCUAUCCUCUCUGCCUGAUGUUUGACGACUGUACAUUUCUUCUUGAUUGUUUAAAUGAGACGGUUUUCACAAAAGGGAUAAAUUUACACGCCAGAAAUUAUAUUUUAAAUAUCAGAUCUGCAGUUCUUUUAAGGACAAAAGAUAAAAAAUUUAUUUCUGGCUUGAUAAUUGAUCCGGUUUUGUAGAAAUUUGAGCUGCUGAUGAGUUUCUGGUACGUUGUCCGAAUGAUAAAGUGUACAUAAAGGUAUGAUUGAUGGACAAAAUGAUGAACUGAAUCUAUUUAUGAAAAACAAGGUGAACUACUGAUAAAUGUUCAGAUGGCAUAUUUUCUCUACUGCCUCUAUUUUUAAGAGCUGGUGAUGCUGUGAGGCUGAACUCGGUGCAAUACCUUCACCAUCUCCACAGAACUUUAAUAAAGCUUAUUCAACUCUUC